AUGGAUGCCAGCCUAGCGCCUGUGGCGCGAUCAAGCUUCCCGGAUACUGUUGGUCCUAAGAAAUCAAACACUAUCGUCUCGAUCUUUGCGCGUGAUGCAGAGCAUCAAACUACCAAAACUUGGAAACCACUAGCGCUGCGCGCACCAGUUCUGAUUUUGACUACGGCGAUAUGCUGGUCUCUAAUCGCGAUACUACAGUUUUUCCUUCACCAAAGCCAACAGAAUGGUGGUGUCAUAUUCGCGCCUCGGAUCAAUGACCUUCCUUUGGGUCAUGCCUUCAUGUACUUGUACUUUCCCACAGUCGUUGCUGUCAUUUUCAGUACCUACUGGGCGUGGAUAGACCUGGAGACAAAACGAAUGGAGCCUUACUAUCAACUGAGUAAAGAUACCGGAGCAUUAGGGAAGGACUCGUUACUGUUACAAUACCCAUUCGACUUCUUGCCGCUCGUCCCAUUCAAAGCAGCCAAAGAUGGACAUUGGCCUGUGUUCUGGGCCUCUUUCGCUAUCCUUCUAGUAACAUGGGGCUUAGUCCCUGUACAAGCAGGUAUCUUUUCUGUGGAAACAAUUUUGCGCUCAUCCGAGGCACCAUUUGCGGUUUCAACUUCCUCCAUGCCGGCUGAUCAGCAAACAACCAACUUAACGCUCCGUUACUCACAAUCCACCUAUGGAAUCGCUACCCUGAACGAGACUUUACCACCGUAUAUGGCACGAAAUUUUACUCUUGCACCUUUUAGACCUUCGAUAUCGAUAGUGCAGGACGAACUCGCAAUUCAGGGUACCUGGACCGCGAUCACCACCAUGUACAGCGUCGAUCUUUAUUGCGAGGUAUCACAGCCUAUUCGAGACGCUCCAUACACGAUCCCCGAUUCUGUUCUCUACAGGAGCAAUGGCGGUUGCAAUGUGACAACAGGACUCUCAGGAAAUGUAACCAAAGGUUAUAUCAAGAACAAGAAAAUACACGCCCCCCUUCUUGAAUUGAAGGACUAUAUGGCUAUGUACAUCGGGUACUACGACGGCGGGUUUGCAGACUACUCCUUGGAUGGUUAUUGCCCACCAGAACGCAACUCGACUUUUUAUGCCGCGUUCAGUCAAACAAAGCAAAAAGAGACAGACCCACCGAACAACGUUACAGCCAUUUUCUGCGAGCCAACUUUCUAUCAACAGCGCGUGAACGCGACGGUUGAUAUGACCAGCAAAGCACCGAUUACCGUCACACCACUAGGCGACAAAGAACCACUUCCGGCAAAUUUCUUCAACGCAACAUAUCUAGAAAUACAAAUGAAUGGGGGUUCUGGAUACGAAGUCCGAGGUGACAAUCUACCGCUGAACUCACUACCAAGUUACCUGGAGCGCGUUGCGGCAACCAAUCUUAGUGUAGUGACUGGUCCCACAGGCGGCGGCUUUGUUCAGCCUAUGGUCGGAUUGUCCCUUGCAGUCAGCGAUCGUCCGCUUGAGGAUUACCUUGACUGGCGAGUUCUGAGUAAGUCUUAUGCGGAUGCAUACAGGCUGCUCUUCUCUCGCGCAAUGGUAGACGUACUCGGCAACGAUUUCAAGACCUCCGAAGCCAUCAUGGGUCACAAGCAGUACUCAACACAAGCAGUCAUUGUUGAGCCUGUCUUCACCUACAUCGCCGAAGGCCUUCUGGGCGCCGUUUCAAUUGCAACGCUGGUACUACUAUACCUAUCGAUGACGAGGGCCAGGAAUCUUCACUCCAAUCCGAGCACAAUCGCGAGCAUAAUGAGUCUUGUCGCCGACAAUGAGGCGCUGCUUGCAGAUUUUGAGGAUCUUGACUGCUGCACUACAGAAGAGGUUCAAGAACAGCUCGGAAAUAAGAGAUACCGGCUUGAUGAUGAUGGUCAACAACAUACUAUUAUCGAAGUUGGUCCUAUCACAGAUUCCGUCCUGAUAGCUCAGCAACCAGUCACUACCGCCCAACGGCGGAACACCCCUCGAAAUAUCGCAAAGCCUGUCCGACCCGUCGAGUUCAGUCUUUGGACUUCUAUCCCCUUCGUAGGACUAUUCACUGGACUUGCUAUUGCUCUUGCGGUAAUCUUCGCCAAGGCAAAGCUGAACGGUCUUCCUCUGCCUUCAAAGGACAAGCUUGUCCAGAACCUCCUAGAGAACUACAUCCCAACGGCAUUUGCUACGCUUAUAGAACCAAUGUGGAUUCUAAUCAAUCGCCUACUGUGCAUGUUGCAACCUAUAGAGGAGCUUCAGGACUGCGAUGCACCUGCCAAAAGGUCUAUUGAUCUCAACUACAGCUCAUUGCCUCCGCAACUUGUAAUUUUCAAGGCGCUGAGGUCGAAGCAUUUUGUUCUAGCGGCAGUCUGUUCCAUGGUUUUACUUGCCAAUCUUUUAGCUGUUGCAUUCGCAGGCAUCUUCAACCAGGACUCGGUCAGCAUACGGUACCCUGCGGGUUUUAGUUCUCCAUUCGAGUUGAAGUUCGUCUCGGUGAACGGAAGCAUCGGGCCCAAAAGUGGCGAUGAGUUCGGCUCUCUCGAAGCUUCAGGCGCAUACCGUGGCGGCAGCACUCAGGAUCAGUUCCUUAUUGCUGAAUCCAACUUUACGCGAGGAACUCCUCUCCCUGCAUGGACCGACGAGAAAAUGCUUUACCUACCUUAUUUCAGUGCGGCAGAUGUGAAUGCGACGGACGGGCGCGACUACCGGGCUGAAACCUCGGGUUUUGGUGCCGAGCUCAACUGCGAGACUCUUGACUUCGGCGUACACUAUCGCGCCAGGCUAGUCAGCGAUGGUUCAAACAUUCAGGCUGUCUUCAACAUCACAGAUCCUGCGGACUCUGAAGAAACAGUAUGUCCGGUCAGGGUAGCACCAACAAUUCUGUGGGGCCCGAGUAGGCCAGGGCCACGACCAGAAAUCAACGGUACUUGUCAACGUGGUCCAAGUGCCACAGAGUUAGUGUUCGUUGCCGACGCGGAUGCAAACGCUACUCAAGGAGAGAGGGAUGCUUGCAUGACAACGAUCAUCAUGGGAUGGAUCAGAGCACCUGAUGGAUCCUGUGGCGAUUUUGCGGAAAGAGAUCUGGACAAAAGCAACUCGGUGUUUGUUCGUUGCAAGCCAAAGAUUAUUACAGGAAGAGCCACAGUGCAAGUCGAUGCAACUGGGCGACUGCAAGAAAAAGUUGCGGAUCUGAACAUCGAGGGCAAUGCCUCGGAAAAAGCAUUCACGAACGGCGCCGUCGACGUGAUUGGACAAGCGAACCGGUACAUAUUCAAAUACUCCGAAAGUGGUUGGCACAACGACAGCAACGCGGAAGAUCCGAUGAACUACUUCGCUCGGCGCGAAUCAAACAGCACACGCCUCAGCGAUCCGAACCAACCGGUUCCUACACUAGAAGAUAUCCAAGUUCCUCUUGGCAAGGCCUUCUCACGACUUUUUGCAAUUUGGCUUGGAACCAAUAAGGAGAAGUUACUGGUGCCACGCAGCAAGGCGAACGAAGCGCAAGUCCAAGGUUGGACAGUGGUCAAGGAGCAAAGGCUCUUCGUGUCCACUCCUAUGUUCAUCAUUUCCGAGGCUAUUCUUGGCAUCUACAUCAUUGUUGCAGUCAUGGUGUAUCUGCGCCGACCUGGACAGUAUCUUGCGCGGAUGCCUACGUCCAUCGCGUCAAUUAUCAGCUUGUUUGCCGCCAGUGCGGCGGUGCAAGACAUGAAAGAGACUUCACAUUUGAAUAGAAAGGUACGUGCUCGUCAUCUCGAUAGGCUGGGGUCACGCUAUGGAUAUGGUAGUUACAUCGGGGGAGAUGGAAGAGUGCACAUCGGGAUUGACAAAGUACCGUUUGUGCGAGUCAGGUCGAAAACUACCUGGCUGGAACGGAAGGUCCAUUCCUUCCGGAAGGGCUCGUUGGGAGGAUCCUAA
This is a messenger RNA of Alternaria triticimaculans, 3873 nucleotides long. RefSeq lists its product as uncharacterized. The coding region runs from base 1 to 3873 and encodes 1290 amino acids. The record is from RefSeq and is a predicted model, not a curated record. The transcript has 4 exons. NCBI's taxonomy places the organism in Eukaryota, Fungi, Ascomycota, Dothideomycetes, Pleosporales, Pleosporaceae.